AUCUGGUGCCACAUACAUUCUCUGAUGCCAAUGCAAGACUCUGCUCGUUCUGCUUGUGUAUCACAUGCAUUUCUGGAUUCAUGGAGACACCAUCCGAACCUCAUCUUAAACAAGGAAACACUGGGACGAAAUGCAUGUGGAAAGGGUGAUAUAGCGAGGACUUUGAUUAGCAAAGUUGACCAGAUUCUGAAAAAGCACUCGCGCACUGCCAUGAAGAUACUCAAGCUUGACAUCUUUGAUUGUCACGAUGUCGACAUUUCUGAUCUCAAUAAUUGGCUUCAGAUUGCUAUUAUACCCGGGAUUGAAAAACUGGUCCUUUCUCUGCCUUCAGGAUACCAAGAAGUGUACACCUUCCCAUGCUCACUUUUGUUUGGUCAGAAUGGAAGCUCACUUCGGUAUCUUCAGCUCAGUUACUGCACCUUCCGUCCCACAGUUGGCUUUGGUUUCUUGAGAAGCUUAACAAAGCUAUAUUUGCGUAAUGUGAGGACUACAGGGGGAGAGUUAGGGUGCCUUCUUUCUAAUUCUUUGGCUUUGCAGCUGUUGGAACUCAGGUAUUGCAGUGAAAUAAUCUACCUGAAGAUACCAUGCGUGCUGGAGCGACUCAGCUGCCUCAAUGUUUCUGCAUGCAAUGCGCUGCAAAUAGUUGAGAGCAAUGCUCCGAACCUCUCCACCUUCAACUUUAAUGGCGACACAGUACAGCUCUCUCUCAGACAAUCAUUGCAAGUUAAGAACCUAUAUAUGGGAUGUCCAAAUGUGUCAAACCUUCUCUGCUACGCUAUUACCAAGCUUCCAUAUGUUGUGUCAACCGUUGAAGAUCUUAAAUUGUCUUCACCUAGUGGUGAGAGAGUUAAUACACCGAUGGCAGCUGCAAAAUUCCUCCACCUCAAGUUCUUGGAAAUUUAUCUUGAUGGAGAUCUUUCCCCAGGAUAUGAUUAUUUGUCUCUGGUUUCUUUUCUCGAUGCUUCUCCUGCUUUGGAGACUUUCAUCUUCAGGGUGGAUCAGGAUGAAAUGCUGUUUGAUUCGAUUAUUGGAGGUGCCUUACAUAUGAGGCAGAUGCCCGAACACAAGCACAACAGCCUCAAGAAUGUGAAGAUCCUUGGCUUCUGCUCUGCAAAGAGCAUGGUUGAGCUAACAUGCCAUAUUCUAGAGAAUGCUACAUCACUGGAAUGUAUCACCUUGGACACCAUAUAUGAUGCAGAAGACGAAGACUUUGUCGGUAGAUGUUCUGAAACUUCUGCACGGAGAUCCGGUAAAUGCUCCAUUCAGACAAGUGAGAUGAUGUUGGAAGCUAAUAAAGCUCGCAUCGCCAUUGUGGGAUACAUCGAGAGGAAAGUUCCCUCUACAGUUAAAUUAGAUGUUCGGGGGCCCUGUAGCCGGUGCCAUACUUUAGAGCUGAUCUCGAGUUGAAAGUUUGUGAAAACACUAUCGGAUCCAAAUAUUAUAAGACGAAAUGCCAAACGGAGUCUGAGCUCCAUGGAGGCCUUUAUUUGAAAA
Molecule: messenger RNA, 1494 nt
Organism: Hordeum vulgare subsp. vulgare (domesticated barley)
Lineage: Eukaryota; Viridiplantae; Streptophyta; Magnoliopsida; Poales; Poaceae
Exons: 3
Coding region: 25-1407 (460 amino acids)
Source: RefSeq, a predicted model, not a curated record